Diceros bicornis minor is the source of this 267-nucleotide messenger RNA. RefSeq names its product spermatogenesis associated 33 (gene SPATA33). The transcript has a single exon. NCBI's taxonomy places the organism in Eukaryota, Metazoa, Chordata, Mammalia, Perissodactyla, Rhinocerotidae. The coding region runs from base 1 to 267 and encodes 88 amino acids. The record is from RefSeq and is a predicted model, not a curated record. Gene Ontology annotation, cellular component: nucleus; cytoplasm.
AUGGAAGAGCUUUUCCACAGACUUAUUAAAUACUGGGAUGUUUUCUUCCGUCUAGAGAAACCUGAUGUAAAUGAAAAGUCGAGCAAGAAGCAAGUUGCCAUGCCACAGAUCAUCAUCACCCGAGCCUCAAGAGAGACUCUGAUCAGCUACUGUUCCAUCGGAAGCAAAGAGCAGAGAACCAUGGAGGAACAGGCUGACUGGGGCCCCUACCACCGACACAGGAGCCCCAGUACAGUAGACGCCUAUGGUCCACAGACCACAGAAUAA